Messenger RNA from Hemibagrus wyckioides, 2391 nucleotides. RefSeq names its product HIG1 domain family member 1A, mitochondrial-like. The transcript has 4 exons. Bases 191 to 463 code for a protein of 90 amino acids. Gene Ontology annotation, biological process: mitochondrial respirasome assembly. The record is from RefSeq and is a predicted model, not a curated record. Gene Ontology annotation, cellular component: mitochondrion. NCBI's taxonomy places the organism in Eukaryota, Metazoa, Chordata, Actinopteri, Siluriformes, Bagridae.
CGUCACUCACAUCACUUCCGUGGGAGAGUGAACGAUCAGAGGGUCAGACCUCCGAGCUCCUGGACAGCUUUGACCUGAGAGCACCUGUGAGCGCGUUAUAACUGUUUAUAAAGGGUUAAUAACACAGAACACACCCUGACUACACACUCUGUCUGGGUUUAUCUCUCAUCUGAGUUCAUUGAGGUGAAAGAUGAGUUCCAACAGCAGCUGGUCAGUUGAUGAGGAUCAGUCCUCCAAGUUAAUGAGGAAGGCUAAAGAGUCUCCGUUUGUCCCUGUAGGAAUGGCGGGGUUCCUCGGAGUCGUAGCGUACGGAUUGUACAGGCUGAAAUCUCGUGGAGAGACGAAAAUGUCUGUCCAUCUGAUUCACAUGAGGGUCAGGGCUCAGGGCUUCGUGGUCGGCGCCAUGACCCUCGGUGUGAUGUACUCCAUGUAUAAGGAAUAUUUGGCUCCAGGUGAGAAGUGACCGGUCCGAGCUCCUCCUCCUCCUCCUCCUCCUCCUCCUCCUCACAUGUUUAUUUAUUCACUUUAUUCACACACAAAUAAACACUGAAGAAUAAACUCUAGAUUUAUUUUAGCAGAAAGUUCCUGUUAAUAAUCACACACAGAUGGUAUAUAGAUUAUAGACACAUGAUCAGAUUAUAGACAGAAUUCUCGGUGCAUUCUUUCAGCUGUACCACUUACAGCCAGCUCCAGAAGUAUUGGCACCCUUGAUGAAGGUGGUUGAGAAUGUCUCUGCAGCUUUCAGAGCCGUGUUCGUGUUCACGUUAGUGUAGUGGAGUGUGUGAAGUGUAGUGGAGUGUGUGGACUGUGUGGAGUGUGUGUAGCGGAGUGUGUGGAGUGUGUGGAGUGUGUGUAGCGGAGUGUGUGGAGUGUGUGUAGCGGAGUGUGUGGAGUGUGUGUAGCGGAGUGUGUGGAGUGUGUGUAGCGGAGUGUGUGUAGCGGAGUGUGUGUAGCUGACUGUGUGGAGUGUGUGUAGUGGAGUGUGUGUAGCGGAGUGUGUGUAGCGGAGUGUGUGGAGUGUGUGUAGCGGAGUGUGUGUAGUGGAGUGUGUGGAGUGUGUGUAGCGGAGUGUGUGUAGUGGAGUGUGUGGAGUGUGUGUAGUGGAGUGUGUGUGUAGUGGAGUGUGUGUAGCGGAGUGUGUGUAGUGGAGUGUGUGUGUAGUGGAGUGUGUGUAGCGGAGUGUGUGUAGCGGAGUGUGUGGAGUGUGUGUAGUGGAGUGUGUGUAGCGGAGUGUGUGUAGCGGAGUGUGUGGAGUGUGUGUGUAGUGGAGUGUGUGUAGCGGAGUGUGUGUGUAGUGGAGUGUGUGUGUAGCGGAGUGUGUGUAGUGGAGUGUGUGUAGCGGAGUGUGUGUGUAGUGGAGUGUGUGUGUAGCGGAGUGUGUGUAGCGGAGUGUGUGUGUAGUGGAGUGUGUAGUGGAGUGUGUGUGUAGUGGAGUGUGUGUAGCGGAGUGUGUGUAGUGGAGUGUGUGUAGCGGAGUGUGUAGUGGAGUGUGUGUGUAGUGGAGUGUGUGUGUAGUGGAGUGUGUGUAGCGGAGUGUGUGUAGCGGAGUGUGUGUAGUGGAGUGUGUGUGUAGUGGAGUGUGUGUGUAGUGGAGUGUGUGUAGCGGAGUGUGUGUAGCGGAGUGUGUGUGUAGUGGAGUGUGUGUGUAGCGGAGUGUGUGUAGUGGAGUGUGUAGUGGAGUGUGUGUGUAGUGGAGUGUGUGUGUAGUGGAGUGUGUGUGUAGUGGAGUGUGUAGUGGAGUGUGUGUGUAGUGGAGUGUGUGUAGCGGAGUGUGUGUGUAGUGGAGUGUGUGUAGCGGAGUGUGUGUAGCGGAGUGUGUGUGUAGUGGAGUGUGUGUAGCGGAGUGUGUGUGUAGUGGAGUGUGUGUAGCGGAGUGUGUGUAGCGGAGUGUGUGUGUAGUGGAGUGUGUGUGUAGUGGAGUGUGUGUAGCGGAGUGUGUGUAGCGGAGUGUGUGUGUAGUGGAGUGUGUGUGUAGCGGAGUGUGUGUAGCGGAGUGUGUGUGUAGUGGAGUGUGUGUGUAGCGGAGUGUGUGUAGCGGAGUGUGUGUGUAGUGGAGUGUGUGUGUAGCGGAGUGUGUGUAGCGGAGUGUGUGUGUAGCGGAGUGUGUGUAGCGGAGUGUGUGUGUAGCGGAGUGUGUGUGUAGCGGAGUGUGUGUAGCGGAGUGUGUGUGUAGUGGAGUGUGUGUGUAGCGGAGUGUGUGUAGCGGAGUGUGUGUGUAGCGGAGUGUGUGUAGCGGAGUGUGUGUGUAGCGGAGUGUGUGUAGCUGACGGCUCAUGUUUAAAGAGAACAGGGUGUGUUGUUCCUCAGCAGCGUGUUUAUGAGAAUUUCCUGUUUAAAUGAUUUUAUUAGACUUUAACUCAGAUUAUAAAGAGCAGCUGAUUAUUUAUUUCA